CAGGCGUUGCUUGAAGCAUAUCGAGGAGGAUUGGGAGAACGUUUUCAACGCGGACGCGCGGGACAUUAUGCUAAAAUCCGCGAGGACAGGAAAACGCCUGGUUACCAUCUGCGGUGUUUUCAUGUACAGCGGCGUCAUUACCUUUCGAACAAUUCUGCCAUUGUCCCAGGGAAAGAUCGUCACCGAUCAGAAUGUCACGCUGAGACAUUUUGCCUGUCCCGGUUAUUUUUUUUCCCUCGACGUGCAAGUCAGCCCCGUUUACGAAACGGUCUUUGUAAUCCAGUCUCUAACAGGAUUCAUUACAGUCUCGGUCGUGACAGGUGCAUGUGGCCUCACGGCGAUUUUCGUGGUGCAUGCUUGCGGCCAGCUGAAAAUUUUGAUCAACUUGAUGAGAAGUUUCGUGCAGAAACAGUGGCGAGAGGAGCGUGAAGUGGAUGAGAAACUAGCUGAAAUAGUCGAGCAUCAAGUAAGAGUGCGCAAUUUUUUACGAUUGGUGCAGCAUACCUUACAGGAAAUAUAUCUGAUGGAAAUCCUGGUGAACACGAUAGCCAUUUGCCUUUUAGUGUAUUUUAUGUUAGUGGACUGGCAAAAUAAGAAUAUAACAACUUUAUGCACUUAUGUAGUAAGCGUUGCAAACAUAGUAAUACACAUAUUUCUAUUUUGCUAUACCGGUGAACAGCUUAGCAGCCAGGCGGAAAAGGUAGCCAUUGCAUCCUGUGAACUUGAAUGGUAUCGUCUUCCGGACAGAAACAUGCGUAGCGUCGUAUUGCUGAUGAUUGUGUCUAACGCGCCGACCAAGAUCUCUGCUGGAAAGUUCAUGGAUCUCUCGCUCAGGACAUUUGGUGCUGUCAUGAAAACAGCUGGAGCGUAUUUUAAUAUGCUCCGAAGUGUAGUCGAAUAAAUAUUUAAAUUCUAAUAGUUGAAUUACAACGUAAACUGUAUAUGAUAUACUCAUCAUAUCAUAUUGUGUGAAU
This is a messenger RNA of Temnothorax curvispinosus, 974 nucleotides long. RefSeq names its product odorant receptor 4-like. Gene Ontology annotation, biological process: detection of chemical stimulus involved in sensory perception of smell; sensory perception of smell. The transcript has 5 exons. NCBI's taxonomy places the organism in Eukaryota, Metazoa, Arthropoda, Insecta, Hymenoptera, Formicidae. Bases 68 to 901 code for a protein of 277 amino acids. Gene Ontology annotation, molecular function: odorant binding; olfactory receptor activity. The record is from RefSeq and is a predicted model, not a curated record. Gene Ontology annotation, cellular component: plasma membrane.